This is a messenger RNA of Myotis brandtii (Brandt's bat), 747 nucleotides long. It is a transcript of the gene VMO1, whose product is annotated as vitelline membrane outer layer 1 homolog (chicken). Lineage: Eukaryota; Metazoa; Chordata; Mammalia; Chiroptera; Vespertilionidae. The transcript has 4 exons. The record is from RefSeq and is a predicted model, not a curated record. Bases 101 to 676 code for a protein of 191 amino acids.
GUCGCCAGCGAUGUGUAGUGCGCGGCAUCUGGGCCGUGCACCCGAGCCUCGAGGGCUGUCACUUUGGUGAAGGCUUCGCUGGUGGCGAAGAGGCUGCAGAAUGGAGCCAGUGGGAGCCAAGCUGCUGCUGCUGUGGGCGAUGUGCUGCGGGCACACCAGAGCGGUUGGUUCCAGAAGCUACACCCAAGUCAUCGAGGUGACCAACGGGGGCCCCGCGGGCGACUGGGCCUGGCCCGAGAUGUGUCCUGACGGAUUUUUCACCAUCGGAUUCUCCAUCAAGGUGGAGCCCCCGCAAGGCAUUCCUGGAGACGACACGGCAGUGAACGGGAUUCGGCUGCACUGCUCCCGUGGGCACAAAGUGGAGUCCGAGUCUGGAAGGUGGGGCGCAUGGAGCGAGCCGCUGUGGUGUCCCCAUGGCAGCUUCCUCGUGGCUUUCUCACUCCGAGUGGAGGCACCCACGACCCUUGGGGACAACACGGGCGCCAACAACGUGCGCUUCCGCUGCUCCGACGGCAAGGAGCUGGAGGGGCCUGGCCUGGCCUGGGGAGACUUUGGAAGCUGGAGCGAGACGUGUCCUAAAGGCAUAUGUGGUUUGCAGACCAAGAUCCAGCGGCCCAGAGGCCUCCCCGACGACACCGCGGUGAACGACGUGCGUUUUUUCUGCUGCAGCAGCUGAUCCCUUUGCGGUCCCCUCCCGGCCCCACCUCCGGCUGUCCCACCUCCCGUAUUAAAGCUUCCCCGUCAUGG